Molecule: messenger RNA, 1935 nt
Organism: Prunus mume (Japanese apricot)
Lineage: Eukaryota; Viridiplantae; Streptophyta; Magnoliopsida; Rosales; Rosaceae
Source: RefSeq, a predicted model, not a curated record
AUGCAACCAAACUUGAAGAAAAUUGCAUUGCCUCUCAAUUCACUACCUGGAGCCAUCAGUGAUAAAAUUGUCAACCUCACCAACCUUGCCAUCCUUGACCUCUACUUUAAUCAUUUUGGUCGCAAGCUUCCUCUCAAUUUGGGGAAGCUCUCCAAGUUGAAGUUUGUGACCUUUGAUUUCAACAAUUUAGAAGGUGAUUUGCCCCCAUCUUUGAUGAAUUGCACAAACCUUAUAGAACUGCGUCUGGGAAACAACAACUUGAGAGGUGAUAUCUCCAUGCUUGCUUUUUCAGGACUAAGUCAACUUACUAAAGUUGACCUAAGAAUCAAUAACUUCACUGGUACGGUUCCAGUUUUUCGUGCCAGUCGCAAUAACCUCUCAGGAUUACUUCCAGAAGAUAUCUAUAAUGCUACUAAACUUGAAGAAAUUGCAUUGCCUUUCAAUUCACUACAUGGAGCCAUUAGUGAUAAAAUUGUCAACCUCACCAACCUUGCCAUCCUUGACCUCUCCUUUAAUCAUUUUGGGGGCGAGCUUCCUCUCAAUUUGGGGAUGCUCUCCAAGUUCAAGUUUGUGACCUUUGAUUUCAACAAUUUUGAAGGAGCUUUGCCCCCAUCUUUGAUGAAUUGCACAAACCUUGUAGAAUUGCAUUUGGGAAACAACAACUUGGAAGGAGAUAUCUCCAUGCUUGAUUUCUCAAGGCUGAGUCAACUUACUAAACUUGACCUAAGGUUCAAUAACUUCACUGGUACAGUUCCAAUAAGCCUUUACUCGUGUAGGUCCCUAAAAGCCAUUGGAUUGUCUAAAAAUCCUCUAGAGGGACAAAUAGAAGCUGAGAUUCUUUCAUUGAAAUCCUUGUCCUUCCUCUCUAUUGGAUUCAACCGAUUCACUAACCUCACAGGGGCAAUGAAGAUAUUCAUGAGUUUUAAAAGUCUUCACGCACUCUUGCUUACUGGUUCCUUUGUGGGUGAGGGAGUGCCAUCUGAUGAUGACAUGGUUGCUUUUCAUGGAUACCAAAAUCUUCGGGUUUUGAGUUUGGGUUCUUCUGACCUCAAUGGUCAAAUACCUUUAUGGUUAUCAAAGCUCAAGAAUCUAGAGAUGUUGGAACUGAGUUUCAAUCAAAUCACAGGGCCAAUUCCAAGUUGGUUGGGAACUCUUCCUAGGUUGUUUCACAUAAACUUGUCACACAACCGAAUUUCAGGUGAAUUUCCAAAGAAACUUUGUAGACUGCCAAGGUUGCUUUAUGAACCUAUUGCAUCUCAAGUAGAUGAAUAUGAAUUUGAAUUGCAUGUCUUCGAUGUGACCGCCAUAACCCCAAGUCAGAAAUUUUCUUUUUUUUCAACAAUGAUAGACUUAUCUAACAAUAACAUUAGUGGUUAUAUACCUGCUGAGAUCGGACAAUUGCAGCUUCUCCGCAAGUUAGUUCUUGACUCCAACAACUUCUCCGGCGUCAUUCCAGACCAAAUAUCUAACCUAAAAAAUUUAGAGAUUUUGAACCUCUCUAUGAAUCACUUGUCUGGAAGAAUCCCACUGUCAUUAGUGAGCCUUAAUUUCUUAAACCAAUUUAAUGUCUCAUGCAAUAACCUCGAAGGACCAAUACCAAUAGGAACCCAACUCCAAAGCUUCAACGCUUCUGCAUUUGAGGGGAACCCAAAACUUUGUGGUGCGCCACUUCCAAAUAAGUGCGAACCAAAUAAGGACAUGGGCGUAGAUAACAAGAACAACAAAGACAUGGAAAAUGGACUUCAUCAACUUCCAUGGUUUUAUAUCAUUGCAGCAUUGGGGUUCAUAGUAGGAUUUUGGGGUGUUUGUGGUUCUUUAGUUAUUAACAAGACAUGGAGAUAUGAGUAUUUUCGAUUCAUAGACAAUCUACAAGAAAGGUUCUAUGUGAUGAUAACAGUUUGCAUCAACACAAUGAAAGGAAGGCUUAUAGGGUAG